GGAAGUGGAGUCCGGACGCUCGGCGGGCUCGCGGGCGGCGGUCGCUACGGUUUUAUCAGCGGCGGCUGGAGUCAGGCCGCCCUGUGCAGGCCUUUCUGAACUUUCUGGACGUCCGCUUUGGAUCCUCUGCAAACUAGCGAUCGAUUUAGGGGAAAAGAAGCCUCGGCGGAGAGCAGAGGCACAAUUUUGCCUUCCCAUGCACUGCAUAACUCGGGACUCUGCAAAUUCCCAGAAGUUGGAAAAAAAUGACCACAUUCAAGGAGGCAGUGACGUUCAAGGACGUGGCUGUGGUCUUCACUGAGGAAGAGCUGAGGUUGCUGGACUCUGCCCAGAGGAAACUGUACCGAGAUGUGACGCUGGAGAACUUCAGGAACCUGCUCUCAGUGGGACAUCAACCAUUCAACCGAGAUACGUUCCCCUUCCUAAGGGAAGAAAAAUUUUGGAUGCCAAAGACAGCAACCCAUAGAGAAGGGAAUUCAGGAGGCAAGAUCCAAACUGAGUUGGAGAUUGUUCCAGAAGCAGAACCACAUGAAAAGUUGUCCUGCCAUCAAAUCUGGGAACAAAUUGCAAGUGAUUUAACCAGGUCUCAAUAUUCCAUGAUAAAUAGCUCUCAGUUCUCCAAACAAGGUGAUGUCCCCUACCAGAUUGAGACAGGACUAUCUCUUAUUCACAUAAGACAGAAGACUUACCAGGGUAAUGAGUGUAAACAGUUCUUCAAUGAUGUCUCUAUCUUUGAUCUUCAGCAACAAUUACACUCAAGAGAGAAGUCUCAUACAUGUGAUGAGUGUGGAAAAAGCUUCUGUUAUAGCUCAGCUCUUCGUAUUCAUCAAAGAGUCCACACUAGAGAGAAACCAUUCAAAUGUAAACAAUGUGGAAAAGACUUCAGUCGUAAAUCAGCACUUAAUGUUCAUUGCAAAUUACACACAGGAGACAAACCUUAUAAUUGUGAGGAAUGUGGGAAGGCCUUCAUUCAUGAUUCCCAGCUUCAGGAACAUCGGAGAAUCCAUACUGGGGAGAAACCAUUCACAUGUGAUAUAUGUGGUAAGAGCUUCCGUGGUAGAUCAAGACUUAAUAGGCACUCCAUGGUUCACACAGGAGAGAAACCAUUCAGAUGUGAUACAUGUGGUAAGAGCUUUCGUCAGAGAUCAGCACUUAAUAGUCAUUGCAUGGUUCACACUGGAGAGAAACCAUACAAAUGUGAGGAGUGUGGAAAAGGCUUCAUUUGUAGGCGAGAUCUUUUUAAGCAUCAGAUGGUCCACACAGGAGAGAAACCAUAUAGUUGCAAAGAAUGUGGGAAGAGCUUCAGAUGGUCCUCAUGUCUUUUGAAACAUCAGCGAGUCCAUAAUGGAGAAAAACCAUUUAAAUGUGAAGAAUGUGGGAAGGGAUUUUAUACAAAUUCACAACGCUGUUCCCAUCAGAGAGCUCACAGUGGAGAAAGGCCGUACAAAUGUGAAGAGUGUGGCAAGGGCUACAAAAGGAGGUUGGAUCUUGAGUUUCACCAGAGGGUCCACACAGGAGAAAAACUCUACAACUGUAAUGAAUGUGGGAAGAGCUUCAGUCGGGCCCCAUGUCUUUUGAAACAUCAGAGACUCCACAGUGGAGAAAAGCCAUUCCAAUGUGAAGAAUGUGGGAAGAGGUUUACUCAAAAUUCACAUCUUCAUUCACAUCAGAGAGUCCACACUGGAGAAAAGCCAUACAUAUGUGAGGAGUGUGGGAAGGGCUAUAACAGUAAGUUUAAUCUUGACAUGCACCAGAGGGUCCAUACGGGAGAAAGGCCUUAUAAUUGUAAUGAAUGUGGGAAGAGCUUCGGCUGGGCUUCAUGUCUUUUGAAACAUCAGAGACUCCACAGUGGAGAAAAACCAUUCAAAUGUGAAGAGUGUGGGAAGAGAUUUACUCAGAAUUCACAACUUCAUUCCCAUCAGAGAGUCCACACUGGAGAAAAGCCAUACAAAUGUGAGGAGUGUGGGAAAGUCUUCAGCUGGGCCUCAACUUGUUUGACCCAUAAGAGACGACACAGCAAGGAAACACCACUGAAAUGUGAGGAGUGUGGGAAGGACUGUGUACACAGUUCACACUUUAAAGUCCGAGUUAAAGUUCAUGGUGUAGAAAAGCCAUACAAAUGUGAGGACUGUGGGAAGGGCUACAGCCAGUCCUUGAAUCUUGGUGUGCAUCCCAGAGUCCACAUGGGAGAGAAACCAUGCAAGUGUGGGGAGUGUGGUACGUCUUUCAACCUGGCCUCAAGUCUUCAACUUCAUCAGAGUGUCCACACUGGAGACAUACUUAGUAAUGUGACGUAUAAUAAAGUCUUCACUUAGUUUUCA
Molecule: messenger RNA, 2321 nt
Organism: Lemur catta (Ring-tailed lemur)
Lineage: Eukaryota; Metazoa; Chordata; Mammalia; Primates; Lemuridae
Product: zinc finger protein 224-like
Exons: 5
Coding region: 246-2315 (689 amino acids)
Biological process (GO): regulation of transcription by RNA polymerase II
Cellular component (GO): nucleus
Molecular function (GO): RNA polymerase II transcription regulatory region sequence-specific DNA binding; DNA-binding transcription factor activity, RNA polymerase II-specific
Source: RefSeq, a predicted model, not a curated record